GGCACCAACGUCGUGAUUCCUAAUGGUGCGCUCGACCCAUGGAGUUUGGUGAGCAAACUGACAUCAAAGGAUCCCACAGUUGUUCCGUAUCUCGUUCCGAAUAGUGCUCAUUGCGACGAUAUGUUCCCACUCGAACCUCGCAACCCACCAGAAAUGAAAGUGCUUCACCAGCUAAUCGCUCAAAAUAUCGACAAUUGGAUUUCUAAUGUUCCCAGCCCAUACUAUCGUAAAGUCGAAGAGCCGUGGAAGCCCUGGGUGGGACCGGAAAUGAAACAUCCUUUGGAAGGAAUGGAAAACGCUUUCAUACCUGCAGGACAGCAUUUGUCCCGGGCUUCUCUUGCAAAGAUGUCCCCUGAACAGAGCAGAAUACUACGAAGAGUCCACUUGGGAAGGCCUCCUCACGGAAUGCUCCCGGAGCCGGAUAUG
This is a messenger RNA of Ostertagia ostertagi, 426 nucleotides long. NCBI's taxonomy places the organism in Eukaryota, Metazoa, Nematoda, Chromadorea, Rhabditida, Trichostrongylidae. The record is from the annotation of a GenBank genome assembly.